UUGAUGAGGGCUUUUCCUCCAUGCCGUGGCACCGUCACUUUCCGUAAAGACUAGGCACGUCGUUUAUAAGGGACGGAUACGGCGUGACAUCGUGCCGGCAAUUGAUGUCUUUAUAACCUACCCGGUCCCUCACCACCUAUUGGGAAUCGUUCACACGUCCUAUUCAACUUCAGUUGCUGCUUCGUAUCCGAGUCCCUGUUUCUUGCUAUUCAUUUCCACGAAUCUCCGUCCGGGCCCUUUAGUAACCAUGGCUGCCGCCGAUCAACCCAAGGUUAAGCUCUACUGGUUGGAGCAGUCCCGUGCUCAAAACAUACUCUGGCUCCUAGAGGAGCUCAAGGUGCCCUACGAGCUCGAAACCUUCCGCCGAGUCGACAAGUUCGCCCCGCCGGAACUGAAGAAAAUCCAUCCGCUCGGCAAGUCUCCCGUCAUCUCGGUCACGCCGGUGGGGUCUGCCGAGCCCAUUGUCCUCGCCGAGAGCGGGUUCAUCACCCAAUACCUCAGCGAGCAUUUCGGCGGGAACACGACCAUGAUGCCCAGGCGUUGGAAGGACGGCCAGGAGGGCAAGGUCGGGGGCGAGACGGAGCAGUGGCUACGGUGGCAAUACUAUCUGCAUUUCGUCGAAGGGUCGCUGAUGCCGAUGCUGAUCAUGGCCAUGGUGCUGGGAGUGCUCAGCAGCCCCACGAUCCCCUUCUUCCUUCGCCCGAUCACGUCGAUGGUGGCUAGGCAACUCUUCAGCAGCCUCGUCUUCCCGAACGUGAAGGCGCAGCUGAGCUUCCUGGAGCAGCAGCUGAAGACUUCGGGGGGCGACUACUUGUGCGGCCCGGAGCUUACGUCGGCAGAUGUGCUCCUCAGCUUCGGCCUCAUCACGGCCAAAGACAAGUUCGAGUCCUUUGGCGCGUGGGAAAGCGGCGGGCCCAAGACGCUGUUCCCCAGGCUGUUCGCAUAUAUCGAAAGGCUAGCGGCCCACCCCGGGUAUAAGAAAUCGGAGGCGAAGAUCAAGGAGAUAGACUCGAGCUUAGGCAUCAGGUUCUCGCUGUGAUAUCCCUUGCCAGCAUACCAAUUCUGCCACGUCCCGCUAGGGACAACCAGCUCGCUUAUUAGAUGACUAUGAUCGGGGGGAUCUUACACCUGAG
Molecule: messenger RNA, 1133 nt
Organism: Durotheca rogersii
Lineage: Eukaryota; Fungi; Ascomycota; Sordariomycetes; Xylariales; Xylariaceae
Product: putative glutathione S-transferase
Exons: 2
Coding region: 248-1039 (263 amino acids)
Source: RefSeq, a predicted model, not a curated record